CUUGAACUUUGCGGACUUUGUUCAAAAUCCCACUGCUCUCUAGGAUUUCAACUUUCAGCAACAGCGGUGCACAACCCACCUCUAACCAGCCAACAUUAUGGCCCUGUGCAAGUUUAUGUGUGCGAUUAUUACCAGGGGGUUAUUUAUCCUCGUCUCCCUGAUCGGGGUCGGGAGGGUGACAUUGGUGAAGCAUGAUCCUAAUUACUGGUUCCUGACGCUCCUCUUUCUGCCGCUUGUCGUUGAAAUGAUAAUAACUCUGAAGAGACGAAGGGGAGAAGAUUACAAAUGGUUUUCUCCUGCAAUCUUUCUGUUUCUCAUCAGUAUCAUCCCCUCCAUCUGGAUCCUGGAGCUCGACCACCAGCAGAACAAAGUCGAGGAACCGAAGUGCAACAAGCUCGACUCUUUGGAGAAUCUGAAAAUGUUCACACCUAACACAACCCAGGGAAACAUGACAUACCAGGACUACCUCAGGAUUUUUAACCAGACAAUAUCAACCGUCUGUGCCAACACCUGGAUGCUGGCUCUCCAUCAGAUCGUGCUCAUCCUCCUCAUUGUAGGGAAGUGGCUUCUCCCUUUGGGAGGUGGAAUCACGCGUGAUCAGCUGUCGCAGCUUCUCCUAAUUUUUGUUGGCACUGCGGCAGACAUCCUCGAAUUUACUAGUGAGACGAUGUCAGAUGUGAAAGAAACAAUCAAUCAGCUGGUCUACAUCAUCUUAGCUGUAUGGACCUGGAGCAUGUUGCAAUUCCCCUUCCAUCUGGCAGUGGUGGACUCCAGAUCAGACAGUGAGGAUGUUGAAGCGGCCCAGAAAGUAUCCCUCUUAACCAAACACAGAACGGACAUUUGGAGCAUCGUGGAGGCCUUGUUUAUCCAGGAUGGGCCUUUCCUGGUUGUCAGACUCACUGUUAUGACCUAUUUCAAAGUCUUCCACCAGAUGCUAUGUUUCUUCGCCAUCAAGAACUUCCUUGUAGUCAUACUGAACUUCUACAGGUUGGUUGUUAUAUGCCAAGACUUCAGAUCGACCAACAGCAGAGCUAAAUGUUCGGGACCUGAAGUUGUACCGUUAGAUUAGAAACUAACUUUUAACUCUAUGGAAUCAGUUGGUUGUGAAUAAUUGAAGCUGUUGGGAACAGAAAACUGUGAGCAACUAUUUUCUUACACUACACAAGGGUAUGAAGUUGCCACCACCAUUUAAUCACUAUUCAAAUGUGUCAACGUGUCAAUGAAGAUGUUAUGUUAAAACCAGUGAGCACAGAGGAAAUGAGGGAAGCAGAGCACAACAGGAAAAAGGGGUUGGGGUCCAAGUAUGAAAUAACCUGAUAUUAUUAGAUGCGGACGGAUAAAGCAAAUUACUGAGCCUGUCACAAUAAGACCAAUUAAAUUAAUCCCAAAGCACAUCCUCUCAUGACAACAGUGAACCUGAGGAACUGAAACCAGACUAUUGCUUACUUAAGGACUGGACAGACUUCUGACGGUGUGAUUUCUGGUGUUGUGUAAAGACAGAGAGAACGGAAAGAGAGGAAGACAGAGAGAGAGAUACUAGAUGAUAAAAAGGCUGUGAACUGUUGACAGAAGCUGAGAUCGAGGAAGAGCGAAUCUCCUGUCUCAAACCAGACAGGAAGUUAAAACUGAUUAUAAAAACAUCUACCCUAUGCCUGGUUGGCAAUAGCUUUUCCAAGACUAGAUAAGGAAGACUAUAAAUUCUGAGUGUUUGUGAAGGAUUGGGGUUAAAUGGUAUGUUAUUAUUUUUCCAAACUUUGAUUGAUCACCUUGAGAAAGGCCCAAAAAUCAUUGUAUUUAUGAAGUUGUACUGUCAUUACUGUCACUUUUUUACGAGAAAAAAUUAAAAAUGAAGAGAGUGAAGAUGCAUCUAAUUGCACUCAGGUAAUCAACUCUCAUUUGAGUUUGUGUGCGUGCGUGUGUGUGUUUGUGUGGCAUAGCCUUUAAAAUCAUGAUUUAUUCUAAGCUUUAUGACUCCCUGAUUGAUGCGAAAAUGUUGAAGACAAUUUCAGCAAAAACUGUGUAUUUUAACUUGUUUAACUUAACUUGUUUAUUUUAUCCCAAAUGUCACCUAACUAUUGUAUUCAUGAUCUAAUCCUUUGUUACCUGUUAAUGUGGCUUGACCUGAGAGAGCCCAAAUAAAAUAUUGCCAA
Molecule: messenger RNA, 2150 nt
Organism: Larimichthys crocea (large yellow croaker)
Lineage: Eukaryota; Metazoa; Chordata; Actinopteri; Sciaenidae
Product: transmembrane protein 26
Exons: 6
Coding region: 98-1069 (323 amino acids)
Source: RefSeq, a predicted model, not a curated record